AUGCUAAGGGGGAGAAAACCAGAAGAGGAACCUAUAGUGACCGUAAUCAAAAUCAAACCAGAACCCGUAGAAGAAUGCAAUCUAUUUUAUAGAAACUAUCAAUGGGCCCUCGUGGAUUGUGUCUGCUGCCCAUUCCAAAACGAAUGUCUCAUGAAGAAAGAUAACGACAAUCGAGUAAAGGAUGGUAAAAGCCCCCUUGUACCCGUCACCGAGGAGCUCUGCAAGAGCUUUAUUCCCAAAAGUGUUCUAGAAAUCCCCGUAAUAGCUCAAUUUCCCAUACCUGCUCCUUGCGGCUGCAAUCGAAAGCCAGGAUCUAUUGUCACCCAAAGGUUUAACAGUCUGUGUCACCUGCUUAAAUUCUCAGCGAAAAAUAGGAAACCAUUCUUAAGUUACUCGUACGUCAAACCCAGAAAAAUGAAGAGAGGACGUCCUUAA
Messenger RNA from Drosophila serrata, 435 nucleotides. Its product is annotated as Salivary gland secretion 5. The record is from RefSeq and is a predicted model, not a curated record. NCBI's taxonomy places the organism in Eukaryota, Metazoa, Arthropoda, Insecta, Diptera, Drosophilidae.